Messenger RNA from Brassica napus (rape), 3075 nucleotides. RefSeq lists its product as uncharacterized. Lineage: Eukaryota; Viridiplantae; Streptophyta; Magnoliopsida; Brassicales; Brassicaceae. The transcript has 7 exons. Bases 378 to 2915 code for a protein of 845 amino acids. The record is from RefSeq and is a predicted model, not a curated record.
GGUAAAGCAAAGAGAGAGAGAAGACAAGAAAAAGAGGAAGGAGUAGUACAGAGCAGCAUUUUCUUUCUUCCUCUCUCUCUCUUCAUAUGUUUUGUCUGUACUUGAUAUUCUGUAAAGAAACUCUAUUUUAUUAAAAGCCCUUUAUCCCACUCGGUGAGCGCGUGGAAGAUACCUGCUAGAGAGAGAGAAGCAGAUUUGGGUACAUCUUCUUUAAUCUCCGGCGGCAUCUUCUACGGCUGAGUUUCUGACGUACUCCAGCUACCUCCUAACAGUUGUACAGAUCCAGUGUGCCUGAGGACUCAGUUUCCUUCUGAAAUUGAUCACAAAAGGGUGAGUACAAAAGUGACUGUCUUUUGAUUGUGAUAGGUCAUGUGAAAAUGGGACCAAAAAUGAAUGAGCUCCGAGGCAGAAAGGUUCAAAAGAUUGAAAGUCCAGUUCCUGGAUGCUUAGGGAGGAUGGUUAACCUAUUUGAUCUCGGAACAGCUGUUAACGGGAACAAGAUGCUUACAGAUAAACCUCAUCGUGAUGGAUCCUCUCUGUCAAGGAGCCGAUCUGAUGUGUCUCGAAUGCCAAUCCCCUCCUAUAAAGGCCACUCAGAACCUGAAUUGAUUAUGUCUGAUUUAAGGAGAACUGCUUCUAGCAAAGCAAGUGGUACACCUAUGAAGAAGCUCAUUGCUCGAGAAAUGUCAAAAGAGGUCGAACCUAAGCAGAGUCCUACUAACGUGGUUGCGAAGUUAAUGGGUUUGGAGACGCUUCCCCAGACUGCUACACAGCGAAGCAAAUCCAGAGGCUAUUCACACUCUUCUAUGGAUGAUGAGAUCCAAAAGUAUCAGGAGCUCAGCAGAGAAUAUAAAGAUGUGUAUGAAACGUGGCAGUCCCCUCAGAAGGUGAGCUCUUCAAGGGAUAGCUCGCCUAGAAAAGGAAGAUAUGAUGAAAGCGCAACCGAGAAACUCGUUCGUCAAAAGUUUGCAGAAGCGAAACGACUUGUUACUGAUGAGAGUCUUCACCAAUCCAAAGAGUUCCAAGAGGCUCUCGAAGUUUUGAGCUCCAACAAGGAUUUGUUUGUUAAGUUGCUCCAGGAAUCAAAUUCUUUCUCUCAGCAAACUGUUCCUACUCAUCAGUCAGAGGCGAAACGCAUCACAGUGUUGAGACCUUCAAAGGCUGUUGAGACUGAGAGAUUUGUGGUUCAAGGGAGGAAGAACAAGCAGGUUAAGAAAGUGGUUUCUUCAUCAAGUGGAUGGGGAAACCGUGGAAACGAGGAAAGAACUGUACAACAGCCAACACGUAUCGUUGUCUUGAAGCCUAGUGUAGGGAAGACUCUAGAUAUGAAAGGUGUUUCAUCAUCCCCAUCCACUCCGAGAGGUUUGCCCAAUGAAGGCUAUUUUGAUGAUGUUGAUCAGUCUAAAGAAGUGGCAAAGGAGAUAAUGCAACAAGUGCGUGAGAAUCUGAUGUGUCACCACCGCAGGAAUGAGACUCAGUGCUCAUCUGUCUUGUCUAAUGGUUAUAUUGGUGAUGACAGCUCCUUUAACAAAUCUGAUAACGAAGAUCCAGUGGGUAACCUUAGUGAUUCUGAGAUCAUGUCACCAUGGGACUGUGCUAACAGGUUUGAAAGUCCUUUCUCUCCUUCCUCUUUCAGCCGAGCUUCAUUUUCUCCGGAGUCAUCUGUCUGCAGAGAGGCUAAGAAGCGACUUUCUGAAAGAUGGGCGUUGAUGUCAGUAACCAGAGGCAGCACUCAGCCGCAUAAACAAGUACCGAGAAGCUCCAGCACCUUGGGGGAAAUGCUUGCACUCUCAGAGACCAAAGUGACUACUGGAUCCUACGGAGAUAGUGAUGAGAUAGUACCGGAGACAAGGGUGUCAACAUCGUGUAUAAACACUCAUUUGAAUCAAGUGGAAAUGGGUAGUGAUUCUCUGAAUGUCCUUGCAAGGUCAAAAUCAGUCUCUGACGCUUCCAAAGCACAGCUUCCACAAGAGCUCACUGAUACGGGAAGCUUGAAGUCGUCUUGGAAAGUUUCUAACUUGUUCUCAUUCAAGAAUAAGAAAGCAAGCAAGGAGAAGAGAGAUGCAACGCCUUCUUCAGUGACACUUCCCAGCGAAGAAUGUCUCCCUCCUCAUGCAUUACAACAGCAAAGCAUAAUCCCAGGCGAGGAGGAACUGACUACACCUAGGCCCCUAGAAGCUGGGAAUACAAGUGAGAAACAGGACGAACCAAGUCCAGUUUCGGUUUUGUUUCCUCCAUUUGAAGAGGAUCCAGAAUGUUCCACGUCAAGCAAGCUAGGAGAGGAAAUGUCUCUUAAGUCUAAUCUAAUUGACAAAUCACCACCAAUCGGAUCAAUUUCUCGGAUUCUCUCAUGGGAUGAUGACUCUUGCACUGACAACAUAUCUAAACCCGCAAUGAGAGGAGUCCAUGAGGAUGAAGACUGGUUCUUAUUCAUAGAAACAAUAUUGACAGCUGCUGGUUUCAGCAAGGGUUGCACCCUCUCUCAUGACACGGUUAUGCCAAACAGUCCAUUAGACCCUUCACUCAGAGAGAAAUACACCAACCUAGAUAACAACAACAUCAAGGAGUUCGUUAACGAAGGAAAACGCAGACAACACAGGUCAACUCGUAAGCUCAUAUUCGACUGCAUUAACUCCAUGGUUUCAGAAACAACGACUACACGCAUGGGUAAAGAUUCUCCGGCUUUAGACUUGGUGGAGCGUGUCUGGUCCCAGAUAAAGGACUGGCUUUCAGAUGAGUAUGUAGAGGACAUGGACGCAAGCAGUGUGGCUGCAGAGAGUCUAGUGAAGGAGGAGAUCGUUGGGAGGAGAUGGAUGAAUAGCUUUCAAGGUGAAAUAAACGACCUUGGGAUUGGUAUUGAAAAGGCAUUGUUGCAGGAGCUCGUAGAGGAAGCCGUUCUAGAUUUUACACAAUGAGAGGAGAGGAGAACAAGUAACUACUACAUUGAAUAAAAAUGUAAGAUAAGUGUAGUUUUGUCUUAUGGGAAGAUUUGUGUCCAUUUUUUUUGUAAUGAUUUGAGAGAGAACUAAAUGCUAAAGCAGACUAAUAAUCACUUGAUCCCAUUUUAAACACAAA